GAGGAGGAGGAGGAGGAGGAGGAGGAAGACGAUGAAGAUAUGGUGUAAAAAAACAAAACAUCAUCGAACUCGCUGUGUAUUAACUCAAAGGGUCUUCGAUCUCGUCGAGCUUUCGAAAUACAUACCGUUUUACCCUCAACUUCGGCAUUAAUGAGCAGCAGCAUGCUUUACUUCAACCCCUGAAUAUCUAAAAUUAGUAAGAUAUCGAGUUGGAUCACUGACGACGAUAAACCGAACGGGUGAUCUAACGAGAUUCGUUAUAGUGUAGCCGAGGCUUCGAUUAGGAAUUUCUAGGAAUUUAUCUAACGAGAUCGGAGUUUCAUACACUUUAACUUUUGCCAUCUACCUAAUCACCUUUUUUUCAUUCUCUUUUCUAUCUUUCAUAUUCCUUAUUUCUACUAAUUGUCCAAAAGUCAAGUCCAAUCUGCCAUUGAUAUUCCAGAAUCGAGAAAUAUUUAAUAAAGAGAAAUAAUACCCUAAAGCAAAAAAGAAAAAAAAAACCCCCCCAACCCUCAACACCGACAACAACAACCAUGGCAGCACCGAAACCUCCCUCCCCAUCCCAGCCCACCUCAUCCCAACUCGCUGACGUCAAAACCACCAUCCGCGCCCUCCUCCACCAACCCACCUACGACGACGGCUCCGCCGGCCCCGUGCUCGUGCGCCUCGCCUGGCACGCCGCGGGCACCUACUGCGCCACCACCAACACCGGCGGCUCCAACGGCGCGGGAAUGCGCUACGAGGCCGAGGGCGGGGACCCCGCGAACGCCGGCCUCCAACACGCGCGCGCCUUCCUCGAGCCCGUGAAGCAGCAGUUUCCCUGGCUCACGUACGCGGACCUCUGGACGCUCGCGGCCGUCGUCGCGAUCGCCGAGAUGGGGGGGCCGGCGGACAUCGCGUGGAAGGGGGGGCGCACGGAUUUCGCGGACGAGAGCAAAGUUCCGCCGCGGGGGCGCCUGCCCGACGGUGCGCAGGGGGCGGAUCAUCUGCGCGCGGUGUUCUACCGCAUGGGGUUUAGCGACCAGGAGAUCGUCGCGCUCUCGGGCGCGCACAACCUGGGCCGCUGCCACGCGGACAGGUCGGGCUUCGAGGGGAAGUGGGUCAACAACCCGACGCGCUUCUCGAACCAGUACUUCAAGCUGCUGCUCGCGAACGACUGGAAGAAGAAGAAGCUGGAGAGCGGGGUCGAGCAGUUCGUGUAUGUCGAGGAAGACGAAGACGACGACGCCGAGUCCGCAGAAGAGGGAGACAAGCCAGAAGGCCUCAUGAUGCUGCCCACCGACAUGUCGCUCCUCUCCGACGCCUCCUUCCGCCCGUGGGUCGAGCGGUACGCCGCCGACAAAGACCUCUUCUUCGCGCACUUCUCUGCCGUCUUCGCGAAGCUGCUCGAGCUCGGCAUCCGCCGGGACGCUGGCGGGCAGGUGAUCAACGACGAGAACGAGAAAGAGGGGUACAGGAGCGCGCCGAAGAAGAGCGAUGCGCCGACCGCGCCGGGCGAUCAGGGGCCUGGGCAGAUCGGGCACGAGGCGCGGAGGUUGAAGGAGGAGAAUGAGAAGGAGAGUGAGGCGGCGAGGAAGAGGAGGGAAGGGGCGAAGUUGUAGGUGUGAGGGUUUACCCGGGGGAAUUAGGUGUAUAAAGAAGGAGGAUAGUCAUAUUUACAUAGUAGAUAAACAUAGAUACCUAGGUUAGAUAGAUAGAUAGUAAUAGGGGAAGAGCUCGUAGAUGGGAUAGAAGGAUUCGCUUCGUUUCAUGUAUACCUGGGUACCUAGGAAUAAAACCAGCAAAAUACCUAAGUUAGUUAGCUUCCUACUUAAUUUAAGAGUACCAUUUAACUAUACAUCUCAG
Messenger RNA from Hypoxylon fragiforme, 1845 nucleotides. RefSeq names its product heme peroxidase. Gene Ontology annotation, biological process: cellular response to oxidative stress; hydrogen peroxide catabolic process; response to reactive oxygen species. Bases 534 to 1601 code for a protein of 355 amino acids. Gene Ontology annotation, molecular function: heme binding; peroxidase activity. The record is from RefSeq and is a predicted model, not a curated record. NCBI's taxonomy places the organism in Eukaryota, Fungi, Ascomycota, Sordariomycetes, Xylariales, Hypoxylaceae. The transcript has 2 exons.